Molecule: messenger RNA, 2004 nt
Organism: Asparagus officinalis (garden asparagus)
Lineage: Eukaryota; Viridiplantae; Streptophyta; Magnoliopsida; Asparagales; Asparagaceae
Exons: 12
Coding region: 284-1576 (430 amino acids)
Source: RefSeq, a predicted model, not a curated record
AUCCAAUCCAACCUCUGCCUCCCGUUCCCUUUUCCCCUCCUCUCUUCAAUUUGCGAUCCAAAUCCAACCCCCAAAUCCCUCUCUCGAUCAUCACAUGGCUGUGCCCUCAAUCGAAUCAAUUGAUGCUGUCGUCUCCUCUUCAGUUUCUUCAUCCUUCGUCGCAAAUUUCGCCCAAUCCUCGAUAGUUUGCGAUUCUCUCUGUAGUAGCGUUGAAUUCAAUUUGGUUUCUUUUCGUGCUCGUUGGUCUAGAUAGUUCUUGCUCGGACGCUUUUGUGCUUUCGCCAUGGGGAAAAGAAAGCAAAACAAGAGCGCAAUUGACUUGUCGAAUAUUAGUGACACCGACAGCGUAAGUUCUACAGCUACAGCUUUGUCUGAUCUGACUUUGGCUCAUGAGACCGAGAAUGUCAACUCUCUCGACGCGGUGGUGGAAAGAUGCCUUGAUUCUCUUGACAAGAAAUCUUCAAGAUUGAAGGCAUUGUCAGAACUCGUCAAUGCAUUUGAAGGAAACACACUUCUUCCUUUCAUAGAGAACAAAUGCAUCACAUUAUUAGAUGAAUACAUCACAUCCUUGAAAAAGGGCAAGGGCUCACCAACAGAGGCAUGCCUAGCUUCUCGUGCUAUUGGGUUACUGGCUAUUACUGUUGGCACUGGGAGCACUGCAAAGGAAAUAAUGGAGCAGACAUUACCACAUAUCGAAAGGGCCCUUUUAACUGGAAGUGAUGCAUUGAAGAUAUCGGUGCUGGACUGUUUAGCAGUCACCACCUUUGUGGGUGCAAAUAAUUGGGAAGAAACUGAAAAAUCUAUGAAAAUCAUGUGGGAUAUCAUCCAAUUAAAACCGGGUACCAAGGGUAAUAAGCCUAGCACUGUUGUCUUGUCAUCAGCUCUAUCUGGAUGGUCGUUACUUCUUACAACUAUUGGCAGCUGGAGAAUCAAUCUUGACAACUGGACAGAGCCAAUUUCAGGUCUUUGCACUCUAUUGGAACAUGAUGAUCGUGCUGUCCGUGUUGCAGCUGGGGAAGCAAUAGCUAUUACUUUUGAAAUUGUGAUAGGUGAUAAGUUAUCUUCUGAGAAUAAUGAUCUCGUUGGUUCUGAUACCGAGAAUUAUAAACCUAAAUGGUUUAAACAAUUACUGUCUUCGAAAGCAAAAAUAAUGAAUCAAGUUGUGGUCCUUUCCAUGGAGGCUGGGGGUAAGAGUGCUGUUGAUAAGAAGAAUCUUAAUAAUCAAAGGGACUUAUUUCAGAAGAUCUAUAAGUAUUUUCUGGAUAAGGAGUGUCCAGAAACUUCAACAAAAAUUUCUAAAGGGCAUGGCUUGCUUGUAACAUCAACCUGGACCCAAUUGAUCCAGCUGAACUUUUUUAAACGUUAUCUUGCAAGUGGUUUCCUUAAGCAUGCACAGGAAAACGAACUGCUUCAGGAUAUUUUUAACCUGACACCAGAUAGAAAUGAUCAUCUGUCGUCCAAGGAAAAGAGGGUCAAUAGGUCUUCUGAAUACAAAGAAAGAACUCGGGAGAGGAAUAAAUACCGUCAGAUGGCUCAGCAACGGAAGGGAGGCCACAUCUUCGCCUAUGAUGAAUAAAACAUUCUUGGUAAUUGAGCACGAGAGUUGAAAUCCUAGACGCUUCCUCUGUCUCUCUUUUCCUCUUCACUAUUACUAUUCAUUUGUAAUUUAGCAUAUUGUCAGUGCAUGGAUGGUUUGUUAGGCAUCCAUCCUAUUGUAACUCAAUAAGUACCUGAUUUUUUUUCUUGCGCGACCAUCAGUUGUCGUUGACUGGUGUAGCUGAGCUAUUUAUGCACAAAUCAGGAAUGUAUUCUUUUUAAUUUGUGGCGAGAAAAUCAUGACUUCCUAGUGCUUGUGCUGAGGACAACACUAGCUUUUUAUUUUUUUGCGAUUUGCAGCCUAAGACAUGUUUGUCUGCAGUAUCCAGUAAUGAAGUUUACUCGUCUGUGCUUAAAUUGGUGAGGCAGUCUUUCUCCCCAGAGGAUGUAUGAUGAUCUUGUGCCUUC